This is a messenger RNA of Diospyros lotus (date-plum), 2304 nucleotides long. RefSeq names its product cationic amino acid transporter 7, chloroplastic-like. Gene Ontology annotation, biological process: transmembrane transport; amino acid transport. Gene Ontology annotation, cellular component: plasma membrane. The transcript has 5 exons. The coding region runs from base 202 to 1962 and encodes 586 amino acids. NCBI's taxonomy places the organism in Eukaryota, Viridiplantae, Streptophyta, Magnoliopsida, Ericales, Ebenaceae. Gene Ontology annotation, molecular function: amino acid transmembrane transporter activity. The record is from RefSeq and is a predicted model, not a curated record.
UUUCACACUUUUGGUAUGGUUCGUGCCGCUUUUGCAAAUGCUACAAUACAAAUAACGUCGUCUCACUCCCAUCCUCUCAUCUUCAUCUUCUCCGAUAAAACAUAUAUAUAUAUAUAUAAAUGUAUAUUUACCGAUAACACCAGAAGAAGACUCAGAACCCAUAAAAGAAAGAAGAAAAGGAAGAGAAUCCAGUGAGGAGUGAUGGACGGCCAUGGCUCCUCUUUCUCCAGCUUCAAAUCCUACGGCCACGCCCUCUCCCAAACGCCCGCCCGCUUCGCUCGCCGUGCCGCUUCUGUCUCCACCUCCUUUGAGGAGAUGAGCCGGGUCCGGGCCCGCUCCGGCACCGACAUGCGCCGGAGCCUCCGCUGGUUCGACCUCGUCGGAUUCGGCCUCGGAGGGAUGGUCGGCGCCGGCGUCUUCGUCACCACUGGCCGCGCCAGUCGCCUCUUGGCCGGCCCCGCAAUCGUCCUCUCCUACGCCAUUGCCGGCAUCUGCGCCCUCCUUUCCGCCUUCUGCUACACUGAGUUCGCCGUCGACAUGCCCGUCGCCGGCGGCGCCUUCAGCUACAUCCGAGUCACCUUCGGGGAAUUUGCGGCAUUUCUCACCGGCGCGAACCUAAUAAUCGACUACGUCCUGUCGAACGCCGCCGUGGCCCGGAGCUUUACGUCGUACCUGAGCACCGCCGUUGGCCUAUCGACGGCGGUGAAAUGGCGGCUCACGGUCGCCGCUCUCCCCAAGGGCUUCAACGAGAUCGAUUUCGUCGCCGUCGCCGUUGUACUCUCCAUCACUCUCAUUAUCUGUUACAGCACAAGAGAGAGCUCGGUGCUGAACAUGACGUUGACGGCGCUCCACAUUCUGUUCAUAGUGUUCGUGAUCGUCGUCGGCUUCUACAGAGGUAACUGGAAGAACUUCACGCAGCCGGCGGAGCCGGCUCACCCCGGCGGCUUCUUCCCCUUCGGAGCUGCUGGCGUGUUCAACGGCGCCGCCAUGGUCUACCUAAGCUACAUCGGCUACGACGCCGUUUCUACCUUGGCCGAAGAAGUCCGUAACCCGGUCAAGGAUAUCCCCAUCGGUGUCUCGGGUUCCGUUAUCCUCGUCACCAUUCUUUACUGCUUGAUGGCCGCUUCCAUGUCCAUGCUCCUCCCUUAUGAUAUGAUCGAUGUGGAGUCGCCGUACGCGGCGGCGUUCAAGGCGGGGUCGGAGGGGUGGAGAUGGGCGUCGAACGUGAUCGGGGUGGGGGCCAGCUUCGGGAUUCUGACGUCGAUGCUGGUGGCGAUGAUGGGUCAGGCGCGGUACAUGUGCGUGAUCGGACGGUCUGGAGUGGUCCCAUCGUGGUUCGCUAGGGUCCACCACAGGACAUCCACGCCGCUCAAUGCUUCUGCUUUUCUCGGAGUAUGCACGGCUGCUAUUGCGCUUUUCACCGAUCUAGACGUCCUCCUCAACCUUGUAUCAAUUGGUACCCUUUUCGUCUUCUACAUGGUGGCAAAUGCAGUAAUCUACCGGCGCUAUGUCUCGGUGGGGACUACAAAUCCAUGGCCUACGUUGUCCUUCCUAAUCUGCUUCUCCCUCGCAUCCGUCAUAUUCACCCUGGUUUGGCACUUCAUUCCAUCAGGCAAGCCCAAGGGGUUCAUGCUCGGGACCUGCACCAUGAUCGCGAUCGCAGUCAUUCAACUGUUCCAUUGCGUAGUCCCACAGACUCGAAAACCGGAGUUCUGGGGGGUCCCCUUAAUGCCCUGGAUACCGUCUAUCUCAAUCUUUCUCAACAUCUUCUUAUUGGGUUCUCUUGAUGGGCCAUCUUACGUGAGGUUCGGAUUCUUUUCUGUCGUGGCGGUGCUUAUAUAUGUGCUAUAUAGUGUUCAUGCUAGCUUUGAUGCUGACGGGGAUGGUAGUCUUAGUCAAAAGAAUGGUGAAAUCAUGAAGGAAUCAAAUGAAAGUGAGGACCACACUAUCAACGAAGUGUAAAGAUCCUCUCUCACUCACUGCCUUCUUUUCCCUUAUAUGACUUCUCGUGAUAGAAGAAGAAAAGAAGGUGAAAAGUUGAGAAGAAACAAUAGCCUGCAAUUUUGCAGUGUUAGCAGCAAGUUGUAUAGAUGCUUGAUAUCUAAGUUUGGGUUUAGAUCCCCCUUGUAAAUUAGCCCUUCCUAUUUAGGGUUUAUAAUAUAUAUAUAUAUAAAAAUCGGAGUCCAGUGUUUGACCUAUUAUGACAGUUCAAUUGAAGCAAAGCAUGGCAGAAAAGUUGAAGGCAGUCUAUCAUGAAGAUUUGGAUCAAGUGUUUGAUCCCUCAGAAUAUUUUCAUUAUAAAUU